Molecule: messenger RNA, 3564 nt
Organism: Salvelinus fontinalis (brook trout)
Lineage: Eukaryota; Metazoa; Chordata; Actinopteri; Salmoniformes; Salmonidae
Product: N-acetyllactosaminide beta-1,3-N-acetylglucosaminyltransferase 2-like
Exons: 3
Coding region: 455-1660 (401 amino acids)
Cellular component (GO): membrane
Molecular function (GO): hexosyltransferase activity
Source: RefSeq, a predicted model, not a curated record
AGAAGUCGAUAUCAGAGAGGAGCAGACCUAGAACGUUACUUAAGGCGUGUUCUUUCUCUCUCAUUUUGGCAAGGCAUUGACUUUCACUUUACACAGGACCUCUACUGUGAUCUGUGAAAUAUUAAACGAACAUGGAUUGCUUAUAGUGAGCAUAGGCACCUCACUCAAAAGUUAUGCUUCUUGUAACUUUUUGCGGAAAAAGGAUCAUAUUCAUAUAGACUCGUUUUGUAGGCUACACUAUAGGCUGCGGGCCAAGAUGUGGCUCCUUGGAUUGGAAACUUUUCUAUUCAGGUGGCUGCUGCAGGAACACCAGUCCUGUUUCAGUUCCCCUUUCUAGAACCUUCUCCUAUGCAGGAGACCCGCAUGGGCUAAGAAGGUCUGGGUCGGGACCACAGGAACAGCCUGACCAGUCAUUUCCUGCUAGGCACAGGUCCGGAGACUGCGGAGAGCCAAGAUGCACGGCUGUCGGAAGAAAACCAGGGUGCUGUGUGUGAUGAUGAUGCUCAACGUCUUCGUCUUCAUCCUCGUGGGCGUGUCUCGGAACCUGGGCCAGGAUAAGGGGGACCAGCGGAAGCCACGCAUUCCCUCCAAGAGGUUCUGGAGGAAGCAGAAGACCAGUGAGAUCUUCUGGAAUAAGGAGCAGCAGAGGCUGGACUACAUCUACAACCCCAUCCUCAUGUCAGGUUUGACCAAUGACUCUCUGCUGGAGCUACCUGAUUGGCUCAACGACACCAAGUUCCCGGACCCCUGCCAACCGGACUACAGCGUCACCACCCAGGUGAAGGACUACAACUCCCUGCCACCCCGCUUCCAGGACUUCCUGCUGUACAUGCGCUGCCGCUCGUAUCCGAUGAUCAUGGACCAACCACGCGUGUGCGAGAGCAAACCCUACCUCUUAUUGGCCGUCAAGUCCCUGGCGCCCCACUUCGACCGGCGGCAGGCCAUCCGGGAGUCGUGGGGGCGGGUGGGCGUUCUGGCCAAUCGGACUGUAGCCACGGUCUUCCUCCUUGGAAAUGCCGUGUCAGUCGACCACUUCCCCAACUUGUCUGGGAUGCUCAGCCACGAGGCCAGACUUUACGGGGACCUCCUCCAGUGGGACUACCGAGACUCCUUCUUCAACCUCACCCUCAAAGAGGUGCUCUUCCUGGACUGGUUCAGCCAGCAUUGCCCCGACGCCCGCUUUGUCUUCAAGGGGGAUGAUGACGUCUUCGUCAACACCUGGAGGAUCUUAGACUUCCUCCACAAUCUUCCAGAGAUCAGGGCCAGGGAUCUGUUCAUAGGGGAUGUAAUCACCAAUGCCGGCCCGCACCGGGACCGGAAGCUCAAGUACUUCAUCCCAGAGAGUGUGUUCGUGGGGCCAUACCCGCCCUAUGCCGGGGGAGGAGGGUUCCUGUACUCUGGGGAACUGGCACUGCAGUUGCACAACAUCUCCCAGCAGGUGGCACUGUAUCCUAUUGAUGAUGUCUACACAGGGAUGUGUCUCCAGAAGCUGGGCUUGGUCCCGGAGAAGCACAAGGGCUUCAGGACGUUUGACAUUGACGAGAAAUACAGGGGCAACCCGUGCGCGUAUAAGAGCUUAAUGCUCGUGCACAGCAGGACGCCGCAGGAGAUGAUCAAAAUCUGGGCCUGGCUCAGCGAUCCAGAAUUGAACUGUCAGUGAGACAUCUACAUGCAUCCCACAUUACACCCUAUUCCCUACAUAGUGCACUAUUUUUGACCAGAGACUUAUGGGCCCUGGUCAAAAGUAGUGUACUAUAUAGGGAAUAGGGCGCCAUUUGGGAUGCAUCCAAUGGGUCUUUGAGAAAUUUGUUUGACGUGUUCUAAGUGCUUUCUUUGGUUUGUGUGGAAUUCGCAAAAUCCUCGAGGUUCGGUAGCAAUGCUUGGUUCACGUGCUAGUUGGAACUCUGAAUUUUCUGACUUGCUAAUUAGUUGUAGUUAUACACGUGCCCUGUUCAACCAGUUAGCAAGUUGAACAUUUUUGAGUUUCCUAGUUCCGACUAGCACGUCACAAGUCAAUGUGUUCCAGCUUCAAUAGAAUCAGCUGAUAUAUCCCUAGCAUUCAAAAGUAUUUUUUUACAUGAGCAACCAUUCAUUUACACUUUAAGACUGUGUUCGGCAAAUGUAGUAUCAUUAAUAUAAAUGUACUAGUACUGUAUGUACUAUACAAGCACUAUUGCACGAGAGGUCCUUUUUUUGCAAGAAUUGUAAUUUGUCACAAUAACAGGCAUAUGUGAAAAUCACCUACGAUUGGGAGGGGGAUCCAUAUCCCUUUUAAUCGUAACAAGACAGUUCACUACUUAUGGCAAAGAGUGUGUGAAUGUCCUGCUUAACCUGUUUUUCCAGACUCUAACGCCAAUACACAGGGUGGUGUAUUGCUGUAAGCGCUCUCAAUGGAUCUGACGUUCCUUUGCACUUGAUUCUAGAAACAAACUAUUUAUGAUAUUUGAAAGAUUGCUGGUUCAUUAUAACUCUUAAAGCUGGAAACCGUAGGGGUGAAACUGCCACGUCCGGUUGUGCGAUAUUACAACAACAAAGAAGUUACUUAAAACAACAAACACUGUUUUUUCCCCCCUUUCAGAUGUACACUGAGUGUGCCAAACAUUAAGGACACCUUCCUAAUAUCGAGUUGCAUCCCACCUUUUGCCCUCAGAACAGCUUCAAUUCGUCAGGGUAUGGACUCUACAAGGUGUUGAAAGUGUUCCACAGGGAUGCUGGCCCAUGUUGAUUCCAAUGCUUCCCACUGUUGUAUCAAUUUGGCUGGAUGUCCUUUGGGUGGUGGACCAUUCUUGAUACACAUGGGAAACUGUUGAGCGUCAAAAACCCAGCAGCAUUGCAGUUCUUGACACAAACGGGUACGCCUGGCGCUUACUACCAUACCCUGUUCAAAGGCACUUCAAUAUUUUGUCUUGCCCAUUCACCCUCUGAAUGGGACACAAACAGUCCGUGUCUCAAUUAUCUCGAGGCUUAAAAAUCUACACUGAUUGAAGUGGAUUUAACAAGUGACAUCAAUAAGGGAUCAUAGCUUUCUCCUGGUCAGUCUGUGUCAUGGAAAGAGUAGGCAUCCUUAAUGUUUUGUACACUCAGUGUAUGUUAAAAAAAAUUUUUUUUUACCACACUUAUCGAGCUCCUCUUCUCCUUUUCAUAAACAAAACAAAAACAAUAACAAAUGUGCCUGGGGCGACCAGUGGCUCUAUUUCACAUUAUGCGGAUCUCAGAUUUAAAGUAUUUUUUUUAUUAUUAAAACAAAAUUGCACAUUUGGUGAAUAAAUAUUUGUUGAAUAAUCCAGAAUUUUAAGGCGUUAGUAGUCCUGUGACCCAGUGUUUUUUUUCUGCUGUAGUGAGAUGUUAUGUGCAGAGCUCUUUCUGUAUACUCACAACAGUGCAGGCUGCUGAGGGGAGGACAGCUCAAUAAUAAUGGCUGGAAUGGAGCGAAUGGAAUGGCAUCAAACCAUGUUUGUAUUUGAUAUCAUUCCACUGGUUCCGCUCCAGCCAUUACCAGGAGCCCGGGUUAGGGAGUAUUUCAAUUUUUUAUGACAGUGAAUAAAAAACUAUUCAAACAUCAAA